Funneliformis caledonium is the source of this 894-nucleotide messenger RNA. The record is from the annotation of a GenBank genome assembly. Lineage: Eukaryota; Fungi; Glomeromycota; Glomeromycetes; Glomerales; Glomeraceae.
AUGCCAGGACCAGCCAUUAGUACAAGUCGUUUGGAGAAUAACUUGAUGUAUCUAGAUGAUUACUUGGAUACAUUAGAGUCGCUACCCGCAGAAUUACAACGCAAUUUAACAUUAAUGCGACAACUUGAUACGAAUACACAAGAUGCCAUAGAUAAUGUUUCCAAACAAGCCACCACCUUGUUAGAUAACUUACCUGAUCUUAGUCGAGAAGAUAGAGUGGAGCAACUUAAAAAGCUUGGAAGUUUAUUGACUGACAGUUUAAAAAAUGGAGAAGAAAGGGUCUCCCUGGCCACCUCAACAUACGAUACCGUCGACCGUCAUAUCAGAAGACUCGAUGACGACCUUCAAAAGUUUGAAGACGAACAAAUGACAGGUCCAGGUAGGGUUAGUCCGGCAGCCACUUCCAAUGUUGUUCGCGAACCAGAUGUAACUCGCAAACAAAAUCAAAAGAACGAUAAAGAAAAGAAAGAUAGUAAAGCUGAUAAAAGGGCACAACAAGGUGGUGAUACGUCAAACCACAAAAAACGCAAGACCAACAACGCCAAAGACACGGCCACGCCACCACCGACGACAUCUCGGAAUCAUGGAGAUAAAGAUCGUGAGAAACCAAACAAAAGAAAGAAAGAUAAUAGUAAAAAUAGUAAAACUAAAGCGGCAGCAAUCGAGAAAACAAAUGAUGAUACAACAGCCGCAGCAGACAUGCCUAUCGAUCCUAACGAGCCGAUUUAUUGUUAUUGCCAACAAGUCAGCUGGGGUGAGAUGGUCGCUUGUGAUAACAGUGAAUGCGAGAUCGAAUGGUUUCAUUAUCCCUGCGUUGGUCUCAAAUCCCAACCGAAAGGCAAAUGGUAUUGUCAUGAUUGUACAGAUAAACCUAAAAUACGUCACAGGAAAUGA